Molecule: messenger RNA, 1417 nt
Organism: Columba livia (rock pigeon)
Lineage: Eukaryota; Metazoa; Chordata; Aves; Columbiformes; Columbidae
Product: C-X-C motif chemokine 13
Exons: 4
Coding region: 835-1137 (100 amino acids)
Biological process (GO): immune response; chemotaxis; defense response
Cellular component (GO): extracellular region
Molecular function (GO): chemokine activity
Source: RefSeq, a predicted model, not a curated record
GAAUGUGUGUCAGGUGAGGUAUUUCUACCAUGGGUAGGAGGACGAGGGCAGUGCAGGUGUGCUGGGGGAUGAAAACCCCUUUUAGAUGGAGGAAUGAGACAAGGGCCGGGAAAGGACCUUCUAAGGUCCCUUCCAAUCCAAACCAUGCUGUGAUUCUAUGAACGGAUGGGUGUCCCGGCCCUCAACUCGCAGCAGACCCAGCAUGGCUGGCGGGGAACACAACCUCAUUGUGGCCUCUUUGCUCUGUCUGUGCCCAUUUUAGGGCCCGAUAUUUGUGAGCAAGCAGGCAAGUGAUUGAGCCGGUGCACCCCACACCAAACACUGCUGUUUGCGAUGGGUCUGCGGGCAGCUGAAAGGCUUUUCUAAAGCAGCGCUGGCUCAUAAGGAAAUAGAGAGGGUGGGUGCGAGGUCACUCCACAGAGCUUUGGGGUGAUUUGUCAUGGGGGGAAUGAGCCAAAGCAAAGAGCGAGCAGAGCUGUGGCUGCGAUGCGCCUUGCAAGGGGGAAUUCUGGAGUUAGGAGGAAUGAGUAAUAUCUGAUCGUGAAAAGAAAAAGAAGAAAAACAGCCCAAGAAAACCUGCAGGCAGGCAAAAAGGAGCGUGGGGGGAAUUGACGAUAUCUUUGCAAGACCCGGCUUCGUAGGAAGGGGAAAACGGAGCCACUUUCAGGAAGCCAAGUCCGGAGCCGCUUUUUAUCGUCAGCGUUGCAAGUGCAGGCAGCAGCGUCAGCAGGGAACAGCGUGGCCAAAACCCACCCGAGCCCGGGCCCUCCCGCCGCUCACUUCUCCUCUGGUGCGGCUCAAAUAGGGGCCGCGUGUGGGGCGGGAUGGGCUGGCAUGGCGGCGCGGGCUGCCCUGCUCCUGGGGGUGCUGCUGGCCACACACCCCCCCGGGGACGCAGCUCUCCUGGAAGCCAACGGCAACCUGAGCUGCCGCUGCGCCAAGACGACCAGGAGCUUCAUCCCCCCGCGCAGAUACAGCAGCGUGGAGGUGCGGCCCGCGGGGAGCAGCUGCCGGCGCCCCGAGGUCCUGAUUAAGCUAAAAAGCCUUGAGAGGGUCUGCGUGGAUCCUGACACCCCUUGGGUGAGAAAACUCCUGCAGGACCUCCCGAACCUGAGGAAGAGAGCGGCUCCCCGCUGAGGAAGCUGCUGCCGAUGGGACAGCCAGAUGUGCCAGGCCCACAGCUGGGCUCCCCCGCCCCGCUGUCCCCUCGCCCUGGCGCGGAGGGCAGCGUGCUGCUGCGUGAUGCCCUGCGCCCCUUUGCUCUUUGUGUUUUGUACACCUAAGCAGUUGUGAACGCUGCUCCCCUGUCCCCUUCCUCCCACCAUGCGCCCCGUGGUCCCUGUGCCACCAGCAAGGAGCCGGGUGUCCCCCAGGGCACAACCACAGCUCCAAUAAAGGCCAUGGCUCUUGGUCCCUG